This is a messenger RNA of Hibiscus syriacus, 384 nucleotides long. RefSeq lists its product as uncharacterized. The transcript has 2 exons. NCBI's taxonomy places the organism in Eukaryota, Viridiplantae, Streptophyta, Magnoliopsida, Malvales, Malvaceae. The record is from RefSeq and is a predicted model, not a curated record. Bases 1 to 384 code for a protein of 127 amino acids.
AUGGCUAUCCUUGAUAGACUUUCUACCAAGGAUAGGCUGAUUUGGUUUGGAUUGACUAUGGAUUCUGGUUGUGUUGUGUGUGGGACUGGUUUGGAGUCCCGGGACCAUCUGUUUGCAGUCUGUCCUUUCUCCAGGGAAGUAUGGAAUGCUGCUCUUAGCUCAUGUGGUUUUCGAUCUGAUAUGCUCAGUUGGGAUGAUCGCCUCAACUGGCUGAUUGAUAACUUGAGAGGCAAUUCCCUCCGUGUGCGGAUCCUCAAGCUUGCUUGGACUGCCUUCUUGUAUUAUAUCUGGGAGGAACGCAACUACAGAAGCUUCAGAGGUCUUUCUCGUUCUGUUGAUUGUAUUGUAAAUAGAAUCAGGGAAUCUGUUAAAAUCAAAUUCUAA